Messenger RNA from Podarcis lilfordi (Lilford's wall lizard), 12472 nucleotides. The record is from the annotation of a GenBank genome assembly. Lineage: Eukaryota; Metazoa; Chordata; Lepidosauria; Squamata; Lacertidae.
CGCCGCCGCAUGAGAGUCCGCCUGCCUGAGUCCCCAGCGCGGGCGAGGCGUCGGCUCCCGGCUGCAACCUGCUGUCCGUCUCUAUUGCUGCUGCUGCUACCGCUGCUGCUCGCCGCCGCUACCUCUCCAGCAGUGAAGCGAAGGAGGAGAGCAACGCUCGUCGUCGCCCCCUCGCAGGCAAGCGCCGCUCUCGCUCGCCUCUUCUCGGGGGGAAAUGCCGCGCGCCCCUCAGGGGGAGCCCGCUCGCCCUUCUCCUCCCGCUUUCCCUCCGCGCGGUGAAUGUGGCGCGGCGGCCGACAGGGGGAGCCCGUGCGCAGUUCGUGGGGAGGGGGAGGGAGCGAGGCCGCCAUAGAGAGCGGCGCCCCUCCUCCUGGCUUGGGAAGAAAGGCAGCGGCUGGGAGGCAGGCGCCCUCUGCGAAGGCUCGAAACACACUUCUCAGAUUAGUUUCUAUUUGAUCUCAGCGUGGAGCGGGUUGUAUAUUCUUGAAGAGAGAAAGGGGGGUUUAUGCGAUUAUUUCCAAAGGGGUAGGAGAAUUAGCUCGCGCAGCAAUAGCAGUCAGUCCUUAACAUUUGUUAUUGGUGAUGAGGAUGAUUUUGGAAGGGGAAAAAAGGGGGGGAGGAAUAAGGGAAAUAUUACGGAUCCAGCUCCUUCAUAAGUAGUGGCGUCCCUGAGUGAGGUAGCCGCAUUUUGGGUGUCAGGAAAGGGCACCAAGUGGUUAGUCAUUUAGUUAGCUGUAAUUGUGUUUUUUACAACCCAGGAGCGGAGAGGUGCUUGUGGGAUUUUCGGCCUCAGGUGCCAAAUUGACUUGGCUGGCCUUGGGUAUUGUGCAUCUUGUCUCGGAGGUGCAGAGAGAGGAGAUUUGCUGUCCUGCUGCAAGCAGCAAAAUGUCUUGGGCCAACCUGCUUGGUGAUUCAGCCUUUUGUCAUAGCAAAGAGGAUCCAAGGUGGCAAAACACCUUUAUUGCAUGCAAAAUGGCCCAGGUUCAAUACCUGGCACCUCCAGGUAAGGUAGGGCUCCUGUCUGAAACCCUGGACUACCAGUCUGUGUAGACAAUACUGGGCUAUUGAAAGGUCAAUGGCAGUUUCCUAUAUUCCUGUCCCCUCUGCCCCCACCACUCCAUGCCUCUAGAGAAAGAGGGAGAAUGAGAAUGAUCUUCAAAAUGAGGGUCAAUUGAAAUCAGCCCAGGAAUGCUUACUCAAUCAGCCAGUUUUUGUGAAAAUCCAAAUGGGAGCUGAAAGCUCCUUCCUUUGACCUUGGGAUCUUUCUACUGCUUCUUCUAUUACAUGACAAAUAAUGACGGCAAAGCCAAAAGCAGAAGCCCCAUCAAGAGGCAAGGUGAGGCAGCUGCCUCAACCUCCCAAUUGUGCCAUUAAAGGAGGCAGAAUGAACUCGAUAUAGGCAAAUCUGACCCAGAAUGUUUUGUGGUGUUCUCCUGCCCAGUCUCCACUAAAAUUAGUGUGAGCUGCUCAAGAACAUGGUGGUGCUAUAUUCACAACUAGGAACAUAGAAAGCGGACUUCUACUGCAUCAGACCAACAGUCCAUCUAGCUCAGUAUUCACUGGCUGGGAGGAGCUCUCCAGGGUUUCAGCCAGGGAUCUUUUCCCAGCCCUAACUGGAGAUGCUGAGGAUUGAAGCCGAGACAUUUGGCAUGCAAAGCAGGUGGUCUACAAUUUUGGGGUCUUCAUCAACUUUCGGGGUGUUCUGGUUUUUACUUUUUGAAAUAUGGCAGCCCUAGCCGUGGAUAAUUUCAAGAGGGAUGCCUUACAGCAGGCGUAGGCAAAAGACGGAUUGGAACCUACUGGUAGAAUUCUGAGCGAUUUGCAGUAAAUUGAAUCCCAGCUGUUUUACAACAAAAUGGCUUUUCCCACCUAAAGUAAGAUGCUGAAAUGAAGAAAGCUGGAUAGGAGAAGGGCUGUAGGCUGGUGGUGCAGAGCACAUGUUUGCAUGCAGAACCUUCAAUCCCUGGCAUCUCCAGUUAGGGUUGAGUGAUCUUCCUGCCUUAAAUCCUGGAGAACCACUGCCAGUCAGUUUGGGCAAUGCUAGGCUAGAUGGAGCAAUGGUGUGACUCAGUAUAAGGCAACUUCCUAUGUUACCUCUUGUGUGAAAGGACUGUAAGUGGAAACCAAAUGGUUCUCCUUCAACUCCCCCCCCCCCCCGAGGUACCUUCCAAAAGAAUAGGAGGGGAGGGUGCAAAUUCACUCUUCCCUCCCGUAAUGCCCACACCAUCUAUUCCGGGGAGUCCCAGCCAUCCAGAACAGAUUGGGACACAGCAGUGCGGGGGUGCGGGUGGGCAGAGCAAACAUUCCCUCCUUCCUCUUCCAUUAAUAGUCACUUCAGCUGGAGCAACUGGAUACAACUCUGUGAACUCAGUACAGUUAUAAUAUUGCGGGGAGGGUGUUAUAUAUUCAGAAUGCAUUCAGAGGCAUCCUGUUUUGUUUUAAAACUAUGUCUGUGGUUGAAUGAGCUUGGGGUUCUAGAAAAAGCAAAGAAGAUCAGACAAGCCUGAAGUCUGCACCCAUGCAGGUAUGGCCAUUUUAAGUCCCAGUUCACAAGCUUGUAUGCAAAGAGCCAUUCCAAAUAUUUGCUGCAAAAUGUUUACUCGAAAGGGAGCUGCAGGCAAUGGUGGAUCCCUGACUUCUAGUGUGUUACCUGCAUGGUAUACAUUUGCCAUAGCAAUGCAUACUGUUUUAAGCAUUGUAGGUGUACAUUUGGAACAUUACAGGCUUACACCAAAAAUGGGGUGUGUGAAGUGGACACCCUUGCAAAACAAGUGCAGCUAAUCCAGGUAGUAUCUUUUAACAUGGCUUGUCUCUCAUAAGCAUUCUGUUUUCCUGAUAACGGUGCAGUCUCCAGGGUCCUGUGUGAUUUACAUCCCUUGCUGCUUUGGGAUCAAUAACACCAGAAAGAUUAAAAAGCUGGUGAAAGCAAGAAAGCCUAUAUAACAACUUCUUGAUAUGCUGCUCAUGGAGGAAAGUGAGAAUGACCCUAAAGUGUCAUUCUGCAGCCCGUUUGUCUCUGAUAGCCAUCAAAUACAGCAGCCUCUCGAAUUCAGUUUCAGCAGCAGCCUGGAACUUGGUCUGAAGCAGAGGCAAGCAUCUCAGUGGAGAUGGGGCUGCGUUUGAGACAGGGUUGUGCCUCUUCGUUCCUGAUACUUGGUUGCCAAAACAACAUGGGGGGGCAGCACUCACCCAAUUUCUUCCCUCUGCAAAAUUAUGAAAGGCAUUUGAGUCCUCGUCUGCUUCUUUUGCUUUUGUUCCUCUAUAAUGCACCAUGUUUAUUGGUGAUGCAUUACAGAGGAACAAAAUAUAUAUUCAUCUGACAGCUCCUUAUUAACGGAGGACUUCUGUUUUUUUUUAACUGUCCAGCAAAUGGCAAACAAAAUCCAUCCAAACAUGACCUUAGCACUAGGAAAAUGAGACAAGAUUCAUGCAUGUAUCGCAUCUAGUGGCCAGACUGCAUGUUACAUUAAAUGUGCAAUUGCAUUUAAUGUACAGUGGUACCUUUGGUUACAGACGCUCCAGCUUACAGACUCCGCUAACCCAGAAAUAGUACCUCGGGUUAAGAACUUUGCUUCAGAAUGAGAACAGAAGUUGCAUGGCGGCGGCGCAGUGGCAGCGGGAGGCCCCAUUAGCUAAAGUGGCACCUCAGGUUAAGAUCAGUUUCAGGUUAAGAACAGACCUCUAGAACAAAUUAGGUUCUUAACCUGAGGUACCACUGUAUAUCUAUUUUGGGUUUUGCCUGUAAAUCUUUGCUGAAACAACAAACUUGUCUAGUAGGGCCCACUGGGAGUUGUCCAAGGUCCUGAUAUUCCUGGCCUGACCCAUUGGAGCCUCCAAUACUCAUUCCCACUUUCCCUGUAGGCCUCAUGUCCCAGCAGAACAGAAUAAUACCCCUCUCUCCAUACACCACCAUCCCGAUCCCCCUCCCAUACUAUGACACCAGCCAAACCCAUAAGACAAACAGUUACAUUGAACAUGAUCGUAUAUUUAACAUAACAUGUAGUUUGGCCCUCAAAUGGGAGGUGUGAUAUAAAGGAGCCUAGCUGAUCUAGCUUAGCAACAAGGUACUUGUGUGUACCAAGAGAUCAGGAAGGCAAAGAGGAUAAUUUUUAUUUUUAUUUUUACUUGUAAUGAGAUACGUCAUGUGGCGCCAUCCCUUCUUUUUUCCUGGCUGUGUGAGUCCUCUACUAAAGUGUAAGUUAUUUCCACCGGCAGUGUAUAGUUUCUCCUGGCUCAGCAUUCUUAUGAACAGAGGUAUAUACAGCUAAUUGGCGCAGUGAAGUGAGACACUGGUUCAGCUCACAUCUCCGUCAUAUUCUGCUCGUCUUGUUCCUCUGACAUGGAGAAAAACAACAAAACUUGUCAUCAUCAUGCAGGAUAGAGUUCUACAUUUUAACUCUGGAAAGAUUCAUCUACCUGAUUUCAAGGGGAUGAAGUUGUAGAACACAUUAACUGUGAUCUGCUUGCAGGGCUGGAUUAACUGAUGGGCAACAAAAAUGCCUAGUUCAGAAGGAAAAUUAAAAGGAUCCUAUAAACAUAGAGUUGGCAGGGGGGUCUGAAAGGCCAUCUACUCCAACCCCCUUGCCAAUGCAGGAAAUCUGCUCCAGCAUCCAUGGCAGGUAGCCACUCAGCUUCUGUUUAAAAACCUCUAAUGAUAGGUCUAUUUUAUUUGAUUGUUAGAGGUUUCUUGUAGCAUGUAAGUACGUAUGAGGCAUGGGGUAAUGUCUCAAUCAUCUUGCUUGUAAAAACAGAGAUAAUAGAAGGCGGAUCAAUCUGUAGUUAUCGGUCUUGUUAAUAAACAUGGUGGGGAUGACACAGAUCUAAAUUGGUAUUCUUAGACCUGGAUGGAUCUCUACCUAGUGUUUUAUUCUGAUGGUUGCAAAAUAAGUAUUUCAAAGAAACAGCAGAAGAACUAUUCAAUACGCUACAUAUCAAUAUUUUCUCUGGAGCCCAGAAUCAUCUGGCUAUCCUCCUUCAGGAUCUUUAAGGAGACAUUUCUUUGAAAAUGGCAUUGUUCAUGUUCAUCUUUAUGACUAUACUACCUGUUCUACAAUACAUUCACCUUCAUUCACUUUGGCUUGUCAGUGUUUUCCCCAGGAAGCAAACAUUUUUUCACCAAAUAAAUGAGUCAACCUAGAGGCAGAUAGUAUGACUGGCAUGACAAAAAUGGCAAUUUAGAUGUGCUUAGACCGGUGUCAGAAGAUGCAUUAUGUCAUCUUACCUACGUUCAGCAGUACAUAUGCAGAGUAAAGACAAUGGACUAAGUAUAUUCCUUUUAGUCUGCACUGUGCAUGCUAUUAAUGUAGGACAGGACAAAGGAAGCUACUUUAAAACAGAAAAUAUACUAUGCCCAAUGUAUUUUUUACAUGUGAAAUACAAAAUAGUUAAUGCAAAAGUCAAGGAGUUUCAUAUCCAACACUCCUGAUUCCCAAUUAACAUACAGGCUACAGCAACACAGUCCAAAGCAAACUGCUAUGAACAUCCUAUUGAAACCAAUACUACUUAUUUCCAAGACAGGCUUCUUAUAAAAUAUUUAUAUUUAGAAUUGCAGCCUGAUCUUUUCAGAGAGGUCUCACUGAGUUCAAUGGGACCUAUUCCAAGUAAAUGUGCACAGGAUUGCAAGCUUCAAGCCCAACACCUCCAGUUCUUUAGAUAAGUGAGCCAUAUGUGGUUUCUUUGCUGAGGCAUGCCACAAUACUAUACAUAAUAUAAAAGUUAUUUCUGCUAAAGGGACAGAGAGCUUUUGGCUCUCCAGAUGUUGUUGGAUUCCAACUCUUAGAGAUUUUAAAUUAUUAAUGGUUUAUAAAUGCUUUUAAAUAAAUAAGGACAUAUGACAAGCCUGCUGCAUCAGGCCAAUGGCCCAUCAGUUCAGCAUCCCAUUCUCUGGCUAACCAGAUGCCUUUAGGAAGCCUGCAAGCUGGACAUGAGCGCAGCUGCAGUCUGUUCACUGGUGCUUCCCAGCAACUGUAACUCAGAGGCAUAAUUUCAGAUGACAUAGUCUAUGGUCUGGGAUUAUACGAGUUGUAAUCCAGCAGUAUCUGGUGGGUCAUAGACUCCCCAUCCAUUUUCAAUUCGUUCACCUGGAUGAGUAUUUCCUGUUAUCACUCCAAGAUACCAGGAAGCCCCCCCCCCCCGGCACAACCUUCUACCCAAGAGCCUUUCUCAGGAAUUGAUGGUUAUUGAACCUUGUACCUCGGGCAUGCAAAGCAUGUGUUUUGAUAGUUUAUUGCCAAGUUCUAGAUUUGAAAAGUAUUAUUAAAUAAUUUUGUCAACAGUUUAAUCCAACACUAUUUACUGAGAAUCAGUUGAAUUCCCAUUUUUUAUGGAUAGAGGCUUUAAAGUAAUAAAUAGUAUUGAUUACUGGCAAUAAUCAUUUUUGUGCCAAUGUGAGUCAUAAUAUUUGUGAGCGUGGGGCUAAUUGAAUAACCCAGCAGUACUGGCUUGCUGCUAUUGCUCUGACUUCAGACAUGGCUAAACUAAAGCAACUAUGUAUGAGUUUCAUUCAAAUAUAUAUAUAAUGUGAACCUUCCCAACCAUUUGUUCAAAAGAACGCUCCUUGCUGUCCCCUGGCACUUUAAUAGGAAUGGCAUGCUCCUCUCUGCCAUUCUUUUCUCCUGUCAUAAGACUACACCAGUGUUUCCCAAGCUUGGGUCUCCAGCUGUUUUUGGACUACAACCUCCAUCAUCCCUAGCUAGCAGGGAUGAUGGGAAUUGUAGUCAGAAAACAGCUGGAGACCCAAGCUUGGGAAACACUGUUCUACACCCAGGACCCUCCUGCUUCCCCUGUAAAAUGCACCUUUUCACUUGCUUGAGGUUAAGGGAAAGAUGUUUCUCAAGAUCUCAAAUAAAAAGUGAUAAUGCUUCAGCCAUUAUGAACCUUUAGAACAAAAGGGAGAUCCUGCAUCCCUCCAGAAGAUUUGGACUCCCAACUCCCAUCAGCCCGAGCCAGUAUGGCAAAUAGAAACGAUGGGAGUUGCAGCCCAACAACAUUUGGAGGGCCAUAGAUGCCACACUGUUCUCAGAAGAAGGAUAAAUAGAAAGAUGCUAGAGGUGUGCUAGAUGAAUCCUAAACCUAGAACAGGAGCACAGCCAGUUCAAACAGACAUGGGGCAUAUCAAAGCCAAAACAGGAUCUCUCCAAUGCUGCCUGUACCAAAGUUCACUUGGUGGUACUUCAGAUAUCCAGAUUAACACCCACACCCACCCACACCUAAAGGCAGUGUGACUUCAAAAACUGAAACAUUUCUCCCCAAGCUUGUCAUAUAAAGAAAGUGCCAGGGUAGGUAUAAAGAGAAGAUUUCUGCAGCAGACAGGUCUAGCUGUGAAUAAGAGGGCAUUAUUGUGCCAAGGCUCUCUAGUCACAGAGUGCUAGAGUAUCACCUUUCUCUUGUCUAUCCUGUGCUCUUUGCUAGUUCUGCUAGUGAUGCUUGCUUGGGAUGCUGUAUCUUCAAGUCCUUUUUUUGUCUGCGCUGCAUGUCAAAACACUCCUGUCAAAUCAGCUUUCCACUUAUUAGUUGCUACGACCUUUGGCACCAAUUGAACGGAACACAAGCUUAAAGUGGUUCUCCUCCCCCAUCCAUCACAAUUCCCUAGCUCCCACACCUAACCUUCUGAAACUGUGCAGGUUACCUUUCUCAGGGCACCUCUAUGAUAUAUGUCAUUUUAAUAAUAAAAUAGUUGCGCCAAAAAACACAGGGAGGGAAGGAAACCCCUUUUAGUUUUUCACACACACACCUAAUUAACUUAAAAGUGUGUAGCACACAGACACACAGACACAACACCAACCCCUGAACCUAAUUUUAAUUUGGCAGGUUUCUAACCUUGGGUGAGAAUCUUGCUCUUGAUGCUUCAGAAAUGCAUCAAAGUGGGAUCUGAACUUGCUUGCUGUGAUGGAAUAAUAAUAAUAAUAAUAAUAAUUUAUUUUUACCCAGCCCAUCUGGGUGGCUUACAGCAUAUCUAAAAACACAAUAAAAGCAUCCAGUAUUAAAAACCUCCUGAUACACAGCUGCUUUCAGAUGUCUUCUAAAAGUUGUGUUAUUCUUAAUCUCCUUGACAUCUGAACAGAGGGCGCCACUACUGAGAAGGUCCUCUGCCUGGUUCCCUGUAACAUUGCUUAUCGCAGUGAGGGAAAUACCAGAAGACCCUCGGAGGAGAACCUCAGUGUCCAGGCUGAGCGAUGUUGGGUGGAAUGAUUGCCUUGGUGUGAUGCUGAAUUCCUCCCUGUAUCUUGAGGAUGGUAUACACUCCUGGCAGUGGCAUUGCUGCCAUUUUCCUAAAUGGGCAGGGUGGAGGCAAGGUCAAAGCUACAUGAGCACACCCAGAAUUUGGCAUAAAUCCAAUAUUUAUGAAGUGUGAAAACACUCAGAAACAAGCUUUUUUAAAAACAAGGAAGAGGUCUCUCUGUUUCUGACAUUUUCCUACAGUGGACAACUUUACUAUCUUCCAAUGUGUUCACAUUAAAGGGACAAUAGGAAAUUAAUUAAGUGUAAAUAUUUGUUGACUGAGAGAUGUUUGCUGUAUAAGAAGGCAGGCUUAUGCAAUGUAAACUUGUGAAGAUGUUCCAGAAGGCCUGUAAACUCCAUCUUGGUCGUCAAGGUUACCCCGGGACCAAUUGGUAGUUGAGGCAAGAAUGAGCUCAUAUAUGUUUAUCCACUUGCUUUGAUAUGUGCUAAUUGGUUUGCUUUGGUGCUGUGCAUAUCUGUUGGCCUGGGAUGCUGGGCUCUGACCAUAAAAAUUGGAUGUUUGCCACCUAUGCAAACUAAGUUGCUGAAUUACAACUUAUUACUAAACUGAAAACUAUGGAGAGACUUGGUCUGUACAGAGAUAUUGGAUUCUUGUCUCAUUACAUAUGCUAAAGCUAUUUUUGGUAAUCUGCAUACUAUCCCUUGCUUUUUCCUAUAGGACUAAUUGCAGUCAUUAACAGUCGUCAACAGGUUUACCAAACCAAUUGAGUCAAUCAUCCAUCUUCUACUACUCUUCUGAGAAAAACCCCACCCCACCCUCCCACUAUAUAUAAGGGUCUGGUGACUUCUGUUUCAGUGUAUCUGAAGAAGGGUGCAUGCACAUGAAAGAUUAUACCCAGAACAAAUUUAGUUGGUCUCUAAGGUGCUACUGGACAAUUUUUUAUUUUUUAAAUUUAUUUCGAUUGCAUCAGACCAACACGGCUACCUACCUGAAUCUGCCACCUAUGCAGGUGGACUAAUAGGAGGUUGUGACCAAACUGACAUAUGCUUUAAAAAAAUUUUUUGGAUAAGUAAUGUAUAAACAUUUGCUCAGGCACAGACGAGUCAUGACAGCGGCUUGCUGUUUCAGUGUCCGACCUGAAUCUGUAAUGGCAGCGCAGGUUAUGAUAAAGCACUAGAAUUGAUCACUCUAGCAUUUUUGACAUCAUUCUUUGGUAACCCUGCACCAACCCACUCCCAGGGGCCCCCCUUUAGCAAAAUGUAAUCAUACUGCAACCAUAUUGAAGCAAGUUCUUGGUUGUCAGAGAAAAUCCUUCCAGGAACAUUGUGCUGGAGUCCAAAGAAGUUAUGUUUUAGGUGCAUUGAAUCUGUUGCUUGACAGUUCUUGUGGAUUCUGAGCACAGACACCAAUGAGCGAGAUACACAUGCUGCAACUCCCUUUUCUGCACAGCUACUAAGGGAACAGGAAGCAGGGCCUCUUUCCCACCAUAAUCUCCAUUUGUGGGGUCCACCACCACUGUUAAUUUUGGAAAACAGCUUUCCUCUGAUUUGAUCUUUUUGCCUGUCGAACAAAAAAUAAAAUAAACUAAAAUGCCAAGAUGCUUCAUUAACAUGCUUGGCACUGACCUGCAUUGGCAGCAGCCUGCUCUUGUUCUGCCAAAGGGCACAGGCUGUGGAAAUUCAGGAAGCUUUGAAUCAUGUUUGUUAGUUAAGUCAGGAGCAGGUGACCUUCUGAGAGGACCUUGAUUCUAAGGUAUCCUGAUGUAUUUUCCCUCCCCUACCACUACAGAAGAUGCUUAACAGGCAGAACAAAAGCAGCAAAUAGCAGCAGAGUUUAUUAUUUUGGUUACUAAAAGCAUCUUACUGAAAUUCACGUCUGGUGUAUUUUCUUUGCCCAUUAAGAUCAAAAUGCAAAUUCAAAACCUCCCACCAGUAAUCCUCUCAUGAUUAGUAAUGUAUUUGGCAUGCAUUGAAGCCAAUAAUAUUAUAAUCUUAACAUCCCAACUCUUAACUGCUACACUUAAACGUAUAAAAAUAAAAAUUAAGCUGAUCCUCCAGUUUGAUGCCCAUAUGUCUAAAGGAGAUUUUCUUCUGAAAGACCAUUAAGCCUGAUUCACAUAUCCAUGUACAUCACUUGAUUUAAGAAGGAUAUCAGGAAAAUGGAACAGGUCCAGAGGAGGGUGAUAAAGAUGGUGAGGGGCUUGGAGACCAACUACUCUUAUGAGGGAAGGUUGAAGGAACUUAUUUAGCUCAGAGAAGAAGCAAUUAAGAAGAACAGGCAGCCUCAGUUUCUCCUUCAUUAGUGAAUUUUAAGCAGAGGCUAGAUGGUCAUAGAAGCUGUAUAAGUGAGUUUCCUGGAUUGUCAGGAAACGUCGGAGUAGAUUAAAUCUGAGGUCCUUUCUAACUCUAUGAUUCUACACUCAACAUUUAGACCAGGUUCAGAUCCAGACAUUCUCAAACCUUUCGUGCAAGCUCAGGUGAUUAGAAUGUUUCCUACCCACUGCAAGUCACGUUUUAAAAUCUUUAAAAAUAAUAAUGAAAACUCAGUUUCCAGGCAGAAAGUGUUGGUUUUGACCUAUAAAGCCUUAAAUCAUGGGUAGGCAAACUAAGGCCCGAGGGCCGGAUCCGGCCCAAUCACCUUCUAAAGGCGGCCCGCGGAUGGUCCGGGAAUCAGUGUGUUUUUACAUGAGUAGAACGUAUCCUUUUAUUUAAAAUGCAUCUCUGGGUUAUUUGUGGGGCAUAGGAAUUCGUUCAUCCCCCUCCCCCCCACAAAAAAUAUAUAGUCUGGUCCCCCACAAGGUCUGAAGGACAGUGGACCGGCCCCCUGCUGAAAAAGUUUGCUAACCCCUGCCUUAAAUGGCUCAGGAUCACAAUACCUCAAGCACCGACUCUCCCCAUAUGAACUGGCCUGGACCUUGCGAACAUUAUUUGAGGCACCUGAGAUCCCAUGCGCUCUUCCAACGGCUUGGCAGAGACAGGGAUAGGCACUGGGCUUUUGUAACAAUAUAUUUAGGCACCAGGCAAAAACGUUCCUCUUCAGCCAGGCCUUUGGCUAAUGAAACAUUCCAGGCCUUUUAAACUGGGGUGUGUGGGUAUUGUUUUGGUUUGUUAUUAUGGUAUGCAUUUUUCUGUUUUUAUAUUGUAAACUGCCCUGUGAUCUUUGGAUGAAGGGCAUAAUAUAAAUUUAAUUAAAAAUGAAUAUAAGUAUAAAUGGUAUCCAGCUUACCUUUUACAGCUUAUGACUUUGCUUUUUAUCAUCAUUAUUUUAUUAUCAUUUACAUAGUGUUUAUGUUAUUUGAAGUGCUACGUUCUUGGUAACAUUGCCUCAAAGUAAAGCUUCAUUCCACUGAUUUUUACCUAGCACAGACGACAUCGAAAUUGAAAUUGAAAAGAAAUAUAAUUUAGAGCUACUUGAAGGAAGGUCGUUUCCGUAGCUAGUACCCCAACAACUUUAGAUAAAGGGACCCCUGACCAUUAGGUCUGACCGACUCUGGGGUUGUGGCACUCAUCUCGCUUUAUUGGCUGAGGGAGCCGGUGUACAGCUUUCAGGUCAUGUGGCCUGCAUGACUAAGCCGCUUCUGGUAAACCAGAGCAGCACACGGAAAUGCCGUUUACCUUCCCACCAGAGCAGUACCUAUUUAUCUACUUGCACUUUGACGUUCUUUCGAACUGCUAGGUUGGCAGGAGCAGGGACCAAGCAAUGGGAGCUCACCCCGUCGUGGGGAUUCGAACUGCAGACCUUCUGAUUGGCAAGUCCUAGGCUCUGUGGUUUAACCUACAGCGCCACCUGUGUCCCUACCCUAACAACUUUAAAAACCUUUUUUAAAAUGUUACAGAUGCUUUUUGCUACCCUAGCUCACUGCAGACAGCACAUUAACCCAGGUGAGUACUCAGUUCAACCACCCCUGGCUGCAGUUAUGAAGAAUGAACAUACAUAUCAAAGGCAGAACUGCUGCUGGGAUAUCCUAGGGCUGUGUCAUAUUUCACUGAGGGAUUGGACCUUUGCUGUGUGCCCUCCUCAGUGUGGAAUUCAUUUCCUCCCGACAUGCACUUCUCCUCCUCUCUCCUAAUGAGAAAGAAAGUGGCUUCUUAGAUGAUAUGCAGAUUCCUUUCCAACUCUGUGAUCCUGUAUUUGUGCUAGAAAACUAUGGUGGUUUACAAAUGCAUGGCAGAAAAGUAUUUUGUCUUAACUCACACAUUUUCACUGAUCUCAGCAAUUCCGUUCCAGACAAAAAUGUGCCUCUUGAUGAGAUUGUGGGAUCGGAGUCUUCAAUCAACAUUGCACUCAUAA